Molecule: messenger RNA, 1416 nt
Organism: Plasmodium vinckei vinckei
Lineage: Eukaryota; Apicomplexa; Aconoidasida; Haemosporida; Plasmodiidae
Product: conserved Plasmodium protein, unknown function
Exons: 10
Coding region: 1-1416 (471 amino acids)
Source: RefSeq, a predicted model, not a curated record
AUGAGGAGGACCUUGAUCGGGAAUAGAAAUAUAUGUUUGGUAGGUGGGGGUACUGAUUCCCUAUGUUUAAGUUAUUACUUACAAAAAAAGAAGGUUAACAUAAAAUUAUUAACGGUUAAUAAAAAAUGUAACUUAAUAAAUACACAUUAUUACAAGUCAAAUAUAAUCGAAGGAGGUAUAUAUUACUCCUUUACUUUAAAUAAUAAGUUUGAUUCAUUUUUUUCACUCAUAAAGGAUUUAAAUAUGGAACCACAAAUUGUCGAAAGAAACAAGUAUUCCAACAAUAUUUCCUACUUAAGUGAAAAUGGGAAAUUUUAUAAAAUUAAUAAAUAUUUAUUUAGAAUAAUUUUCUUUAUUCUAAAAGAUUAUUUUUUUCGUAGCUCUAUAAAUAUAGAAAAGGACGAACUAUUAAGCGAAUUUCUUUCAAAAAAUGUCGACAAGAAAUUAUGCAAAAGUUUGAUAACCCCGUAUUUGGACUACCAUUUUGGGUAUUCUUCAGAGCACGUUUUAAUGAAUUCCUAUUUCCCUGAUUUUGUGAAAUCUGUACAUAAAAAUAAGUCUAUUUUAAAAGCGAUUAUUUCUUCUAAUAAUAAUCACAAGAAUAAUGAACCUAGUAAUAAUUCAAAUGGGACUUUAAAAAAUAAAAUAAUAUUUAGAUUUAAAGAUGGAAAUGUGGCCCUAACCAACAAACUUAGAGAGUACCUAGACCAAUGUGACAAUAUGCAACGAAUUGAAAAUACAAGGAAUUUUAAGAUUGAACAGAAAGGGAAAAGGAUUAAGGUUAAUGUUGGACGAGAAUCAAUAAAAUGUAGUGAAGUAAUUUUUUGUCUUAAUCCUUUCGAAUUGCGAAAUUUAUUAAAAAAAAAAAAUAUAAAAAUUAAUAACAAAAAUAGUAUGAUAAAAUAUUUAUUCAAAUUUCGUCCCAAAAAAAUUAUGAUAGUAAAUGUUUGUUACAAAAAAAAUGUGUUACCCUUUUCGCACACUUUGGAAUCCUUACUUUUAAUUAAAAAAAAUUCCGAAAACAAAUUAACUUCAUUAUUAUAUGAUAAUAAUAUAUUUCCACAAUUUGCACAAAAUGAAGCACAUAUAAAAAGUUUACACCAAACAUUGGAGACAAGGCUUCGCUUUACGGCUUCAGAACAGGAUGAAGAGAAAUUAAAACUUCAAAUUUUUGCAUUCCUUAAAAAUGUUUUAAAUAUUAAGGAAACACCAGAUUUGGUCAUAAUCGAGCCACACAUUGUAUUCCCUUUUGAUGAAAUGGUUGAUAAAAAUUUCAAAAAAUUAAUUCAACAAAAAAAUAAAAAAAUAAAAAUAUUUUGGGAUUUUGCCUUUUUCAAAAACAUGGAGUUUUGUUUAAGUAGGACAAAAAUUUUUUGUGACAAUUUGGAACAAGAAAGAUAUAAAAACAGGACGUAA